This is a messenger RNA of Epinephelus fuscoguttatus (brown-marbled grouper), 1828 nucleotides long. RefSeq names its product tripartite motif-containing protein 16-like. Bases 123 to 1139 code for a protein of 338 amino acids. Lineage: Eukaryota; Metazoa; Chordata; Actinopteri; Perciformes; Serranidae. Gene Ontology annotation, molecular function: protein binding. The transcript has a single exon. The record is from RefSeq and is a predicted model, not a curated record.
UCAGAUCUACAGUGUGUAACCAACACGGUGGUGACGUGAGAGAGCUGACAGACUCCAUUCACUGCAGGAACACAUGAUGGUUAGAUCAGAGCUCAAACUAGUUGUUGACACUGAGAGGUGAAAUGGCGCAGAAAGGAGUUGAGCUGGACCGAGAAAGCUUCUCUUGUUCCAUCUGUCUGGAUCUACUGAAGGAUCCGGGGACUCUUCACUGUGGACACAGCUACUGCAUCAACUGUAUUCAAAGCUUCUGGGAUGGAGAGGAUGAGAAGAGAAUCUACAGCUGCCCUCAGUGUAGGCAGAGCUUCACACCGAGGCCUGUCCUGAGGAAAAACAUCAUGUUAGCAGAUUUGGUGGAGCAACUGAAGAAGACUGGACUCCAAGCUGCUCCUGCUGAUCACUGCUAUGCUGGAGCUGAAGAUGUGGACCAACAUAAAGGCCACGACACAGUGUCAGCUGCAGCAGCUGUGUCAGGAGUCAGAGAUAAACUACAGGACGCUCUGAGGGACACAUGGACAAACGUCUCACUGACAGGGACUGAAGUGGAUGUUUUACUGCCACAACCAGAGCCCAAGACCAGAGCUGAGUUCUUCAGAUAUUCACGUCACAUCACACUGGAUCCAAACACAGUCAGCACAUGGCUGUUAUUAUCUGAGGGGAACAGGAAAGUAACCAUAACUGAAGAAGAACAGUCUUAUUCUGAUCACCCAGACAGAUUCAUUCCAGUUUGUCAGGUCCUGAGUAGAGAGAGUCUGACUGGACGUUGUUACUGGGAGGUGGAGUGGAGGAGGACAGGAGCUUGUUUAGCAGUCGCAUACAAGAAUAUCAGCAGAGCAGGGGUCUUGGAUGAAUGUAGAUUUGGACACAAUGACAAAUCUUGGGCGUUAUAUUGUGACCCGAUCAGUUAUAUAUUUCAGCACAACAAAGUCCAAACUCGUGUCUCAGGUCCUCGGUCCUCCAGAGUAGGAGUGUACCUGGAUCACAGUGCAGGUAUUCUCUCCUUCUACAGCGUCUCUGAAACCAUGACUCUCCUCCACAGAGUCCAGACCACAUUCACUCAGCCUCUCUAUGCUGGACUUUGGCCUUAUGCUUAUGGAGACACAGCUGAGUUGUGUGAAGUGAAAUUGACGGAAGUCAUUUAACAGUUAAAGUCUGUGUUUUAACUCUUGAACUUAAAUAAUAGCCAGAGUUUGAACAGGAAGUGAGUGCCGUACUCAGUACAUUUACAUGACAUAAGAGAAAAUGGAUUUAUUGUGUUAGUCUGACUGAAACUGUGCUAAAUCUAAUUUCUCAAAGUCAGACUAACACACCCAUAUCUCCACCUAUCGUAGAGGAGUCGGACAUACUUGGGUCAAUAAAUCGAGUCCCCUCUGGUGCUGGUAUACUGGGACAAGGACAGUAGUCCAAAUAAUGGCCUAGCCGAGCUGUAACUGUCGCUGGACUUUACUGUGCAUGUGAACAUACUGACUCUCUCCUGCAUGCUGAAAACGGAGGUUGAAACGUUAAAACGAAGCAGCACUGAUCAAAUAUAAACCAAGAGGCUCUGUCAAACAGACCUCACUGAGGGUCCAGUGUUAUGUAUACUGGGCAUCCUACCAAUGGAGACUAACCUGUCCUCAAAAGUAUGUGCCUGGGUGAAACUAGCCCUCGUCACAGAGAACAGGACAGUGCUGAGACACUGGAAGUCUGUUAAUGUGCCAAAGGAGAUCUCUGGGUCCAGUCCUCGCUCUGUGUGCAUUAAUGUGUUGAUGCAAAGUGGAAGAACACAGCACACAAUAUGAUGUGGUAUAAAUGUUACAUGACAGCCUGUGUUAGUCACUGCCAAGAAGAA